AUGAACUCCCAAUACCGCCCCUCCCAGCAACAGCAGGGGCGCGUCAAGAAGAAGGAAGAAGACCCUGCCGAUUUCAUGAUAUUAUCCGAUAAAGACAUCGCAUCAUGUAUCACCGAUAUGCAAAUAAGUUUCCAGCCAUCCGAUCUCCUCAAGCCCAACCCUCAAGUCAUUCAGAUGGUGUUCGAACAUUUGGGCGGACUUGUCAUGAAUGCGACCAGAGACACCAUAGAUCCUGCAAUGCGCGCCGCUGCCGAAGAUAUCUGCACCGAGUUUCCUGAAUUAGUACCGACCGAGACAAGACUUCUGAUGGGCUUCUUCGUUCAACUGCGGACGAUGAUGGAACAAUGCGGCAUCAACGACUUCUCCUUCAGUGACCUCCUCCGCCCUACCCACGAUCGCCUCGUCAAGAUUCUAUCCUACACCAUCAACUUCCUACGAUUCCGCGAGCCCCAUACGAGCGUGAUCGAUGAGAAUUCGAACAAGGCAGAAAACACAAAGGCGAGGAUAGAGACUUUGUACACCGAGAAUGAAGAUAUAGAACAAAGACUGGAAGAAAUGAGGCAUAAUAGGAAAGCCAUGGAAGUCGCAGUCAAGGAAAAGAUGCGACGAAAUGACGAAUUGAAGGCCCGCUUGCUGGAACUGCGUAAGGGGCAGGAAAGAGUUGCAGAGCAACUCGAACGAGCAAAGGCCGAGAAGACGCGUGCACAAGCACUUCUGGAGGAGAAGACCGAGCGACUGGUGCGAGCACGACAGGAAAGUGAGAAAUUGCGACCAUACGUCCUACAGAGUCCUGCAGCUUUGCAGAGUACAUUGACGGAGUUGUUGGAAAAUCUGACGCGAGAGAAGGCACAGAUCGACGCUCUCGAGCGCAGGGGACGCGCACUCCAAACAUCUGGGGACAGCUUUACUGUGGUGCAAAAUGAUGUGCAGGCGUGUGUGAAGAUCCUUGAAGAGAUCUCCAUCGAGCUGCAAAAGGAGGACGAAGAAGAAGCACGAGCUGCAAAGAACAGAGAUGCUUUAGCAGAACGAGGCAGCAACGUCCGCGAGGUCGAGCAGAACGAGAAACUUCUUCAAAGACAGCUCAAGAAGUGGGAGGAACGAACAGACGAACUGCGCCGGAAGCAUAAAGAACGAGAUGAAGCCAACAAAGCCAAGAUGGACGAACUCCGAGAAACACAGCGGCAACUUCGCGAAGAGAGAGCCGAGAAGGGCCGAGAAAUGGAGAGAAGGAGGGUCCGAAUUGAGCAAACAGAGAAGAAGAUGGCCGACCUGAAAGACAACAUCGAAAACGAGGUUCAUUCUGCACAUGAAGAAUACCUGAAGCUCGAAUCGCAUAUCAAGUUGUAUGUUACUGAGAUGGAGCAAAGUAUGUGA
This is a messenger RNA of Exophiala viscosa, 1374 nucleotides long. Its product is annotated as kinetochore protein nuf2. Gene Ontology annotation, biological process: meiotic chromosome segregation; mitotic spindle organization; attachment of mitotic spindle microtubules to kinetochore. Gene Ontology annotation, cellular component: kinetochore; Ndc80 complex. Bases 1 to 1374 code for a protein of 457 amino acids. The record is from RefSeq and is a predicted model, not a curated record. The transcript has 2 exons. Gene Ontology annotation, molecular function: protein-containing complex binding. NCBI's taxonomy places the organism in Eukaryota, Fungi, Ascomycota, Eurotiomycetes, Chaetothyriales, Herpotrichiellaceae.